AUGGAAAGAUGGUGGUUCGAUUCAAUACUGUUUAAGAAAGGGUUCGAACACAGGUGUGGUCUAAGUAAAUCAAUGGGCGGUCUUGGUCCUAUUGAAAAUACCAGUGAAAGUGAAGAUCCGAAUAGAAAUGAUAUGAAAAAAAAUAGCCAUAGUUGGGGCAGUCGUGACAAUUCUAGUUACAGCAAUGUUGAUUAUUUAUUCGGCGUCAAGGACAUUUGGAAUUUCAUCUCUGAUGAAACUUUUUUAGUUGUGGAUAGGAAUGGGAACAGUUAUUCCAUAUAUUUGGAUAUUGAAAAGCAUAUUUUCGAGAUUGAUAGUGGUCAUUUUUUUCAGAGUGGACUAGAAAGUUCUUUUUAUAGUUAUUGGAAUUUGAGUUAUCUAAAUAAUGGAUCUAAGACUGACGAUCCUCACGAUGAUCAUUACAUGGAUGAUACUCAAUAUAGUUGGAAUAAUCACAUUAAUAGUUAUAUUGACAUUUAUCUUGAGUCUCAAAUCUUUAUUGAUACUUACAUUGUAAGUGGUAGUGACAAUUACAGUAACAGUUACAUUUCUCGUUCCGUUUGUGGUGAAAGUGAAAGUAAGGGGUCCAAUAUAAGUACCAGCACGAAUGGUAGCACUAUAAUAGAAAGUUCCAAUGAUCUGGAUAUAACUCAAAAAUACAGACAUUUAUGGGUUCAAUGUGAAAAUUGUUAUGGAUUAAAUUAUAAGAAAAUUUUAAAAUCAAAAAUGAAUCUUUGUGAACAAUGUGGAUAUCAUUUGAAAAUGAGUAGUUCAGAUAGAAUCGAACUUUCGAUCGAUCCGGAUACUUGGGAUGCUAUGGAUGAAGACAUGGUUUCUUUGGAUCCCAUUGAAUUUCAUUCGGAAGAGGAGCCUUAUAAAGAUCGUAUCGAUUCUUAUCAACGAAAGACAGGAUUAACGGAAGCCGUUCAAACAGGCAUAGGCCAAUUAAAUGGUAUUCCCAUAGCACUUGGGGUUAUGGAUUUUCAGUUUAUGGGGGGUAGUAUGGGAUCCGUGGUUGGAGAGAAAAUAACCCGUUUGAUUGAGUACGCUACUAACCAAUUGCUCCCUCUUAUUAUAGUAUGUGCUUCUGGGGGGGCGCGUAUGCAAGAGGGAAGUUUGAGUUUAAUGCAAAUGGCUAAAAUAUCUUCUGCUUUAUAUGAUUAUCAAUCAAAUAAAAAGUUAUUCUAUGUACCAAUUCUUACAUCUCCUACUACAGGGGGGGUGACUGCUAGUUUUGGUAUGUUGGGAGAUAUCAUUAUUGCCGAACCCAACGCCUAUAUUGCAUUUGCGGGUAAAAGAGUAAUUGAACAAACAUUGAAUAAAACAGUACCUGAAGGUUCACAGGCGGCUGAAUAUUUAUUCCAGAAGGGCUUAUUCGAUCUAAUCGUACCACGUAAUCUUUUAAAAAGCGUUCUGAGUGAGUUAUUUCAGCUCCACGCUUUCUUUCCUUUGAAUAAAAAUUCAAUAGAGCAUUAAGCUCCUUUUUAUUUGUAGCAAACAAGUAAUUUGUUUAUCAGAAUCCAAGUAAAACGAAUAUGAAUGGGGUUUCUUUGUUGACAUAAGAUCUAAAUUGUAAAAAGAAUCAAAAGCAAAAGUCGCGGAUAACUCUUUUUUAUCUAUAUUCUUGAUUACUAAUUAAGUUAAGAGGCCUCUACCAACAAGAAAAAAGUGAAUUAUUUUUUUCGUCAAACGCCAAAUUAUAGGAAAAUCCAAAUUUUUGUUCUACGUCUUACGUAUGUAUAUAGAAUCCAAAUUUUGUACCUUCUAUACUCACUUAGAUAUAUACUUAGAUUUAUACUAAUAAAACUUUGAAUUCGAAUAUAUUAUUAAUUAUAAUUAUUGAGUUGAAUUCUGAAUAAGAUAAGAUAUCUUUAUAAAUAAUAACAGGUACAAAUAGUAAAUUGAGGUAUCCUUUAUAUGACAACUUUCGACUUUCCCUCUGUUUUGGUGCCUUUAGUGGGCUUAAUAUUUCCGGCAAUGGCAAUGGCUUCUUUAUUUCUUCAUGUUCAAAAUAAUAAGACUGUUUAGAUCUGAUGGGCCCAACUCUCAUCCAUUUUUUUUUCAAAA
Molecule: messenger RNA, 2067 nt
Organism: Daucus carota subsp. sativus
Lineage: Eukaryota; Viridiplantae; Streptophyta; Magnoliopsida; Apiales; Apiaceae
Product: acetyl-coenzyme A carboxylase carboxyl transferase subunit beta, chloroplastic
Exons: 1
Coding region: 1-1476 (491 amino acids)
Biological process (GO): fatty acid biosynthetic process
Cellular component (GO): acetyl-CoA carboxylase complex
Molecular function (GO): acetyl-CoA carboxylase activity
Source: RefSeq, a predicted model, not a curated record